This is a messenger RNA of Coprinopsis cinerea okayama7#130, 840 nucleotides long. Its product is annotated as WD-repeat-containing protein. Gene Ontology annotation, cellular component: nucleus. The record is from RefSeq and is a predicted model, not a curated record. Lineage: Eukaryota; Fungi; Basidiomycota; Agaricomycetes; Agaricales; Psathyrellaceae. The coding region runs from base 1 to 840 and encodes 279 amino acids. Gene Ontology annotation, molecular function: protein binding. The transcript has 3 exons.
AUGACACUCUCUGGGCCCAAGCAAUCCAAAGUCCAAAGCCAGAAUUCUGGCGCACCACUCACCAACUUCUCCUGGAACGAGAAGAAUCCCCACUACAUAGUCACCUCUUCCAUCGAUACGACAUGCACAGUCUGGAACUUGGAUACAUCCAGCGCAAUGACCCAACUCAUUGCCCACGACCGUGAAGUGUACGACGUUGCUUGGCUGCCAGGGUCAACGGAUAUCUUCGUAUCAGUCGGUGCAGAUGGGAGCUUGCGCGCUUUCGAUCUGCGAAGUCUGGAGCACUCUACUAUUCUCUACGAAACCCCAGCUCCAAAGAACGUCCCCCCACCCUCAGCUUCCCCAUCAGCCAGUGCUCGUCCUCCCACUUCACCUCUCCUCCGAAUUGCAUUCAACCCCGCCGACUCGAAUUACAUGUCGACUUUCCACAUGGAUGGAAACGAGAUUCAGAUCCUUGAUAUGCGAAGUCCAGGCCAGCCGGUGAUGGAGCUUAGAGGUCACGCGGCUUCAGUAAACGGUCUGGCAUGGGGUGCGGGCGAACACCCUCUCCUAGCAACCUGCGCUGAUGACUGCCAAGUCCUGCUCUGGGAUCUCUCCAACUAUACCCAAGGUCCAGCUUCACCACGCAGCGCAGGUUCUCGCCUCAACUCGCCUCGUCCCGACGCCAAGAAGAAAGUCAUCUCAGAUCCUUUCAUGGCUUAUACAGCCAGUAGCCAAGUCACCAAUUUGGCCUGGUCUCCUGUGAUCCAGGGUCUACAGAUGAACACGGGUCACUCGACAAGUACCGGGGAAUGGCUGGCAAUCGCCUGCGGAAAGUCGAUAAAGGCUCUCAAAGUCUAA